This is a messenger RNA of Austrofundulus limnaeus, 3313 nucleotides long. It is a transcript of the gene cs, whose product is annotated as citrate synthase. Gene Ontology annotation, cellular component: mitochondrial matrix. NCBI's taxonomy places the organism in Eukaryota, Metazoa, Chordata, Actinopteri, Cyprinodontiformes, Rivulidae. Bases 113 to 1522 code for a protein of 469 amino acids. The transcript has 11 exons. The record is from RefSeq and is a predicted model, not a curated record. Gene Ontology annotation, biological process: citrate metabolic process; tricarboxylic acid cycle; carbohydrate metabolic process.
UCUUCAACCUUCUCUCUUCUGGAGGGGCACCUUCAACUAGCUCCGCGGUCCAUUGGCAGUGGCUUACUUUGGUGUGUAGUUUAAGUAGAAGUAACUCUUUAUUACAGACGCAAUGUCCUUUCUGACCGUCAGCAGGCUAGUGCCUAAACUUCUUAAUUCAAAGAAUGCCACUUUCUUUUUUGUGGCUGCUAGAAAUGCCAGCGCAGCAACAACAAAUCUGAAGGAUGUUCUGGCAGAUCUUAUUCCAAAAGAACAGACCAGGGUGAAAAACUUUAAACAACAGUAUGGAAAAACCAACAUAGGUCAGAUUACUGUGGAUAUGGUGUACGGUGGUAUGAGAGGAAUGAAGGGUCUGGUAUAUGAAACCUCCGUAUUGGAUCCUGAGGAGGGCAUACGCUUCAGGGGCUACAGCAUUCCAGAGUGUCAGAAGUUGCUACCUAAAGCUCCAGGAGGUGAGGAGCCUCUGCCUGAGGGCCUCUUCUGGCUUCUGAUCACAGGACAAAUCCCAACUGAGGAGCAGGUAAGCUGGGUGUCCAAAGAGUGGGCGAAGAGAGCAGCGCUCCCCUCUCACGUUGUCACCAUGUUGGAUAAUUUCCCCACAAAUCUGCACCCCAUGUCUCAGUUCAGUGCUGCUAUCACAGCUCUGAACAGUGAGAGCAGUUUUGCCCGAGCCUACUCCGAGGGAGUCCACAAGUCCAAGUACUGGGAGUUUGUCUAUGAAGACUCAAUGGACCUGAUUGCCAAGUUGCCCUGCAUUGCUGCUAAGAUUUACCGCAACCUGUACCGUGAAGGCAGCAGCAUCGGAGCCAUCGACUCCAACCUGGACUGGUCUCACAACUUCACCAACAUGCUGGGCUACAGUGAGCCCCAGUUCACAGAGCUGAUGAGACUCUACCUGACCAUCCACAGUGACCAUGAAGGAGGCAAUGUCAGUGCCCACACCAGCCACCUUGUGGGGAGUGCCCUGUCUGACCCCUACCUGUCCUUCAGUGCUGCCAUGAACGGUCUGGCUGGUCCCCUGCAUGGCCUGGCCAAUCAGGAAGUGCUGGUGUGGCUGACUGCCCUGCAGAAAGAGCUGGGAGGAGAGGUGUCUGAUGAAAAGAUGAGGGAUUAUAUCUGGAACACGCUGAAAUCUGGGAGGGUGGUUCCAGGCUACGGCCAUGCUGUCCUGAGGAAGACCGACCCACGUUACACSUGCCAGCGCGAGUUUGCCCUGAAGCAUCUCCCCAACGACCCCAUGUUUAAGUUGGUUGCCCAGCUUUAUAAGAUUGUACCCAAUGUGCUCCUUGAACAGGGUAAAGCCAAGAACCCCUGGCCCAACGUGGACGCCCACAGUGGAGUGCUGCUGCAGUACUAUGGAAUGACGGAGAUGAACUACUACACCGUCCUCUUCGGCGUGUCUCGUGCUCUCGGCGUACUCGCUCAGCUGGUGUGGAGCAGAGCCCUGGGCUUCCCACUGGAGCGCCCUAAAUCCAUGAGCACUGAUGGACUGAUGACUCUGGUCGGAGCCAAGUCGGGCUGAAGCACCCGCCCCAAAGAGCUGGGGGGGUUAGGGUGAAGGGAGUGGAGAGAGAUUUGGAGAAAAUGUUAAGCAGACCCUCUUAUUACCAACCCCAGGGAUUCGAUGAGAUUCAGAGAGACAGUACACUUUUAAUGUUAUUUCACAAAAAAAGGGCCUUUUUAAAUUGUCCCACCUGUAGUGUUGAAGUGUUUAGGUGACUGUGGAAAAGUUCGACGUAAGGGUUUAAAAACGACGACAUGUAACUUCAAGUAGGUUCAAACUAAGUUCUGCUUUCUAAGAUUUUCCCUGAGCAUUACCUGUGUUUCUUAUGGAGCACUGAGACUGAGCAACGAGCAGAGGGGCAUUCAAAGGAAACUGUGGGGGUGAACUACACUUCCUAAAUAUUUGUUAAAUGAUUGGCACUCAAAUAUUUCAAAUAUUUGUAGCUUUAAAUUACUUUUUUUUCUGUUUAAAGACCACCUAAUAAAACUCAACUGUAUUUUUCUUCUAAGCARUAGUUUCGUCCCAUUCCAUUGAUUGAGUUUCACUCCCUCAUAUGAACACUCCGUUUAAAAAAAAAAAAGAAAUAAAAAGGAGUAAUACAAUUUGAAGUCGUUUAAAAACAUGAUCCAUGUUCUGAAAAUCAAUUAAAAGAUGCUGCCCCUUUAAACCUUUAAUCUCCCCUGGUUUCCCCCUGCUUGUAUUUUCUUUUCCUCUUUUAAAAGUGACCUCAAUUGCUUCUAUGAUCAAAAUAACUACUUUUUCCCCUUUAGCUGUUUUUAUUUUUUAUUUUUUUUAAUGACGACCUGCUUAAAGGUCUUAAGAAGUGUUGGAAAUGAAGUAUAUUGUACAGCAACAGUAAGUAAAAUUUGAGUUGUAAUUGGCAGCCUGUGAGUCUUUAAGAACAAGCUUGAAUAAAAGGUGGAGUAGAGGAGGCUCAGUAGUUUUCCUCGUAUUUUAGUUUGAGUUUGUCCCCACAGGAAAGUACUUUGAACAUCAACUACACCAAAAUGAGCGUUUGUUUAGCUGGAUUCCUCUUUUUGCAGAAGUUGAGCUGUUCUGGACUGAUUCCUACAAAGGUUUUUAGAGUUUGAAUUUGUAAAAAGUACUAUAGUUUUGGGGUUCUCAUUUUGUGGUUUUAUUUAUAAUUUAAAGCGGUAGAAGAUGGGUGAAUGGACUUAUUAUUUAUGUACAUAGGUAUAUAUAUAUGUAUAGCUUGAAUGUAUACGCUCUAUGCUUGUAAUAACCACAAUGAGUACCACAGUUUACCAACAACUCACUGUGAUAUUCAGACUCAGUAAUUCUCACAAAGAACAAAACUGCAGCUAUCUUUGUAUAUACAGUUUCUUAUCUUUGUGAUCUUAGGUGCYGUUUAUUUUUUUUAUUUUUUUUAAUUUUCCACUUGAAAGUUUCAAGCUUGUUCUUAAGUUUUCUUAAGGCUCUACACUCCAUGUUUGUGACAUUUGUUCUUGCAUUAUUAUUUUUUUUCCCUCCCGAACAAAACGUUUGCCGUGGUAGCAAAUGGCUAACACAAAUGUUUGAUUCAUUGUGUGUAGUACCAUUAUCCUUGUUUGAUUAGGCAUCUCAGUGUUUUCCUGUGUUCUUCCAUGUGUUGGGCUGUUUCAUGAGGAGUGGUUAUUUUGAUCGUAGAGGGUCAUAAAGGUCGUGUGCAACGGGGGAAAUUAAAUGCAGAUGGUUUCUUAGAAGUGACUCGAGGGAAUAGAGCUGGAUGGGUUAAGUGGGUAAGACAAGCUUAAAGAGAAAUUAUUGGAAAAUCUAACAAACUAAAGAAUAAAAGGUUUUUAAUAAGAA